Molecule: messenger RNA, 2039 nt
Organism: Lethenteron reissneri (Far Eastern brook lamprey)
Lineage: Eukaryota; Metazoa; Chordata; Hyperoartia; Petromyzontiformes; Petromyzontidae
Gene: GEMIN6
Product: gem nuclear organelle associated protein 6
Biological process (GO): spliceosomal snRNP assembly; spliceosomal complex assembly
Cellular component (GO): nucleus; SMN complex
Source: RefSeq, a predicted model, not a curated record
ACCACUUCAUUUACUCGGCGUUAACUCGUAAACAACAGCGACACGGCUGCCCAAACCCAGUCGAUAACAAUUGCGGAUAUCGGGGGCGAGGUCUGGGCGACCUCCCAUGUGCGGAGAGGAGCCAGAAUCAGAAUGUGUAUACUGCAGGAGGAAUCUGAUGAGCUCCCAAGCUCUUUGCAUACAGGUGUAACAGCAACAGCAUCGGGGGUGGGAUGUGUGGCCUCGCCCUGGAGUGGCGCUGUAGCGGCAGCUGCCCCCGCUCUUGUCGUCUGUCUCUGCCAGCAACUCGCUCCGGUAUCGCCCCCUUCAAGGUUUGAGGGGGCUGGUGCGCAGCGGCCUCGGAGAGAGAUUCUGAAGAGACGGGAGACAUGCCGACGAUGGGAGACGCUGCGAAGACUAAAGAUGCCUGCGAGGUCACGGACGCCGAGGUGCGGGAGACGGAGGGAAAUGCAAUGGAGGUGGUGGCGGAGACGGACGCUGAGGUUGGGGAAGUGAAAGAAGGCGACCAGGCUGGAGCGACGAUGGGGCUGGAGGAGGUGGGAGAGCCGAAGGCGUGGAGCGAGCUGUCCCCGCUGCGCUGGCAGGAGCUGCUGCACAAGCACGUGCGCGUGUGUGCGGACGAGGGCGUGCAGCUAGAGGGCUGGGUCUACACCGUGGACCCCGUCUCGGCCAGCAUCAUGCUCGUGACCCGGCCGUCGCCGGGGAGCCCCGAGCUGACCCUGUGCACGGUGAUGGGCCACGCCGUGCGCUCCGUGGUCGAGACUCUGCCUCCGGGGGGCGACACGGCGGCGGCGACGUCCGAGUGCCCGUCGAUGCUCUUCCGGCCCGCCGCGCACCACCAGCCCUCGUUGGGUGCCGAGGAGGUGGCGUCGCGCCGGCAGGCGCUGCUCGUGUGGCUCCGGCGGAACCACGUGCCGGUGGAGGAGCGAGGCGAUGAGCUGCUCGUGGCCGGCGGCGCGCUGAGCGUGGCGCCGCCAUAUGGCUCCGACGACUGCAGCAGCGCCAACGAGAUCAUCCUGGAGAGGGUGCGCCGCCUGGUGCAGGCCCGGCUGUCCGAGGGCUGCGAGCCUGAGACCAACCCCGCCUAGCGCCAAGCGUGUGUGCCCGCACGGCUCCGAGCUGGACGUUUCAAGCGUAUGGCGCGCAUGGAACUUUAUGAUGCGCAAGUGUGGGGUGCACAAGUGUGCGACGCACAAGUGUGUGAUACACAGAUGUGUGAUACACAGGUGUGUUGUGCGAAACUGAACCAUGCACUGCAAUGAUGUACAAGUUUUUAAAAAAUACUACUUUCACGGUGUAAAAAUUCAUAACUGUCCAUAAUGAACGGUUCAUUUUUUGGUCUCGCAAAAGGGAAAUGGAACACUCUCAACAUCGAUACAAACAUAAUGCAAGCUUUCAUUGUAAACUAUGCAAUGGUAUUAGAACGUGCUGUUUGUUUAACCGGUUACAAAGUGCUGACUGUAAUUCUAAAUUGAUUUAAUGUAAAAUUAAAUGUGAACAAUUACAUGACUAUUUUUCGAUUUAAAGCUUUCGUGACUGCAGGGAUUCAUCUUCUUGGUUCUUUCGGUAAAGUCACAUAGAAUGGAAAUAAUAAAAUAAUAAAAUACUACAUAAUAAAAUAAUCAUUCUGACUGUCUUCUCGACAGACCUGUUCUUCACCUGAGGACGGCUGCUUGCGUUGUGACCGAAACGUCGUGAGAAUUAUUUUAUUAUGUUUUAUUUUAUUAUUUUAUUAUUUCCAUUCUACGUGACUUUACCGAAAGAACCAAGAAGAUACAUGACUAUUGUGGCCAAACAAAACAGUGUUUCUCCCCUAUGGUUGAUUCUAGAGUGAUUCUAGAGUGAAAACAUUCAGCAGUCCUAAACAACCUCUUCAGUGUGUUGUGUAGCACACGCUGCCAUCCCAAAGGACAUUCACAUCGGUGGUCAGUAACCAAAUCUCAUCGAUCUCAACGCACGCGUAGCACAUUGAUACAGCAGACGAUGUGUCCGUCAUGUAGGAGAUGCACAGUACUCUUUGUAUGGAGAAGUGGGGAGGG